Pocillopora meandrina is the source of this 5534-nucleotide messenger RNA. Lineage: Eukaryota; Metazoa; Cnidaria; Anthozoa; Scleractinia; Pocilloporidae. The record is from the annotation of a GenBank genome assembly.
AUGCCGCCGGGACCUCGUUUUACAUCUCUGCCUUUUAUCGGUAAUAUGUUAAGCUUAGAUUCUGGAGAAAGCUUUGGUGAAAUCACUGUGUGCCUUUACCAGUAUCACUGCCGCCUAUAAAAGCAAGCUUAAAACAGCAGAAAUCGCCAGAAACUACAACGGACACACAGGAUAUGAGUAAGUUUUAUUGAUUUUACCUGUAAAAUAUUCAUAUUUCGAAAUAUUUAUCGUUGCAGACUGACCAUAUUUCGUUCCCCAUGCUAUUCCUUUUAACGUGUUCAAAUUUUCAACGGUUCCUCUCGUAACUUAACACCGAGUCACACAACGCGUGACGCGUUCAUGAAUUGAACGUUGGCUUUUUCUCGAGACUAAAAGCUUGGGCCACCUGUGAUAAAGUGUGUACUAACUAAGCGUUUCGAAACUAACAACUAAAAAGUACGAGCUCAGGACUUAUUUCAAAGAGGAAGAUCAGUGUUUUGUUUUCACUUGUCUCUUUUAUCUUCCAAUUAGAGGAAAUGAAUAUUAUGUUUUCAGAUGCCUUUUGUCCUUGCUCAUUCAGUGAAAGGAAAUUUGCUUCUUGUUUCGCCCCAUUUGUUUGUCUUCUGAGUUGAAAGCUUACGACCCCUCUCAAAACCCUACGAGACCCGUCUAAGAGACGUGACCGACUUAGAAAAUUUCGAUCUAUAAACGCUAACGAGUGUAAGAGCCGUUCAGUGUCGAAGUGAUUCACCUUGGUUAAUAUCUAAUCUGGGGCCGUGUUAUGAGACCACAACACAACUGAACCCGUGCGUGGGUGUGUUUGUCUGUGUUUCCGGUGUUACAUCAAUUAACUUUAAACCUCACAGGAGUUACGUAACCCAGAACUGUCAAGGGAUCUACUAAUAGUCGUUUUCGUUCAAAACCGCGUGUUGUAAUCUUCUUGUAAGUUACACUUUUGUCGUUGUGUAUUAGAAGUCUUUUCUUAAAGUGGAAUCGUUUCGUGUUUGAAGAACACAAUAUUUGUUACUUUGCCGUUUUCUUUGCUGGAGAGUUUCUAAGUGAUCUAUUUUUGCCGAUUGGCGAAUGUGCUACUGGCGAUAGCGUUUUGUAAUGACAUUCUUAGUCGAAACUUUACACUGCUUAGCUCAUAUCGUUCAAGUAAAUAUUCAGUAUAAUACAGCUGUCCGGAAUGAAUGUCAAUGCUUCUUGCAUUCUUCCAUUUUGCAUCUAAAAACAAUAAAUAAGUUCAUUUGUUUACACAAUAUCACUCUGAUAUAGACACAGUGCAGAACGGAUAUAAGACCUUAAGUAUUAUUAAUUUCUCUACUAGAAAAAGUGCUUUGGCCUUCUGGACGGUUUUCAUUCAAAUACAUUCUCGAAAAAUCUGCGCUUUAAAUUCGCAAAUACUAAAUUAAUUCAGAAUUUAGAGAUAAACAAACCUACAAAGCCUAUUUGCCUCACAAUUGACCGUCACGCUAUCUUCUCAUGGCUUGUACUAUUAUCUCGUGACUCCAGGUGACGUCAUGGUAAAUUUGUGUGAACUAUUUGCACUAUCCGUGAUGGAGCUCACAGUUUCGGAGUGCUUUACUUUCGGUAAUAUUUUCUUGGCUAUCGUUUUCUUACUAAUUUUAAAUCAACUGGUUGAACUAUAUCAGUUCAGGAACAUGCCACCAGGACCUCGUCUGACAUCUCUGCCGUUCGUGGGAAAUCUGUUGAGCUUUGAUGACGGAGAUAGCCUUCGCGAUGCUACCAGAAGGUUUGUUUGCACCUAAAACCACUCCAUGUUUAUAUGUUCUAUACCUGAUAGUGAUUUUGUUUUAACACAACGAUUCCCUGUAUCUUAUUGUUGUGAAAUCCUGGCUUUAUGGAUACAAAAUACGGUGCUCCUAUCGCUGCACAUAUAGCUCGCAGAUGGGUGCUAUACAAACAAAGCAAAUUUGCAUGUUAUGUGGCUUCGCUAUGGGCCUUGCUGCACGAUCGAAAAAGGUUGUUUAUCAAGACAAAUUCUCUGUUAUCACCAGCCCUUUUUUGCAAGAGCGGCUAGUUUGUCGCGACUUGACAAAUUUUGGCCGAAGCGGAAAAAUCUUAAAACGCACCGUCGACAAAAUUUGUCACGGGUAAAAGCAGGACAAAAAACGACUAGAUAAACAAAACCGUGAUAACUUGUCGAUCAUAUGUCGUAAAAGCUAUCGCAAUGGAACUGGAAGAGGUGGAUUGCUUUGCCAAACUUUGCUGGCCGGUCUUUUGAACAGAUCCGGCGAUGAUGUAAUUUUACGGCUUUGAAAUUUUUAUUGCAGCUGCCACAAAGGAAACAGAAAAUUUGUUUUGAUUGUUAGUAUUGUGCGUUGCGUGACAUAAACCAUCAACCUUAUGGAAAUUAGAUAAAUUCAACCGUAGGUUGAAAGGAGCCGACUUGAAUAAGCGAAAAUAAAAACCAUAUUUCUAUCGAUUAUGAAGUAUUACUGUGCAAACAAAACCUUUUGAUUAAAUCACCUUUUAUACUGCACUAUGUGAUUUAGGAAACUACAUUUUAACUCUGCAAAUGCAACAAAAUUUUCCUGUAAACACUGUAAAACGGUUAAAUGUGGCCACUGGUACAACACAAUUUUUAUAGCAUUGAAAAGAAUCAGAGGUUGUAUAAUGACGCUAGAAGGCAGUGUUGCAGAAGAUUUGUAUUCACAUGUAAAACAGAAAACCUGCCGCAUGGUAACGUGCUUUCUUUUGGAAUGAUAAAAAAAAUAGCUGAACUUUCUACAAUGUGUAGAUCACACCUAGUUAGCUAUUUCGGCAAGGAAAAGUAUCGUUUUCAAUUUCGCGCCAGAGAUGCUAUCGUGAAAUUUAUCAUCUUUUGUAGUGUCACGGCAAGAACUGAAAAAACAGAGUGUCUCGUACAAUCUUCUGGGCAUGUUUCGCUGAUUUAAACGUGAAAUGCUCUUUCUUCAAAGAUAAAAUUGUUCUCCAAGUUUUCAUGAUGUAUUGAUCACACCGAGGAAAAGUCUGGUGUUCAACGAUCUUGAGAUGAUUGUGAGAUAUUUAAGAAUUAAAUUUUGGUUUUAUUCAGGCAGAAAAUCAUUUCUUCUUCCUUCAACUGCGCCCAAUAAUCUCUAAUGAAAAUGUCGAACUGCGAAGAUACUCCGAAAUAAACAGUAAGUGACAUUGGGUCAAAAUCGGGUAAAGUUCGGCAUUCUAUUGUUACCGUCACUCACUCACUCAUUUCGGCAACAGUCUCCUGUACUUGUGUACAGCAAAUCUAUUCAACAUCGAAUUUAGGGAAGAAAUACCUUUGAACAUACACCCUAACGUUUUUCUUUUGUUUUCUUUAUCGCCUAGCUUGAGAGAAAAGUAUGGUAAAUUGUAUUCCAUGAAGGUGGGGAGUUUUAAAACCGUCGUUGCCGAGGAUGCUGCUUCAGUGAAAGAAGUGUUGGUGAAGAAAUCGGCUGAUUAUGCUGGAAGACCUCCAUUCCAUAGCUUCGUGAUGACCACUCUUGGUAUGUAAUGCAAUGCCGAAUAACAUUUGUCAUUUGUUGUCAACUCAGAGGGCAAUAUAGAAAAUUAUCUGCAAAUUGACUGCCAGUGUGGAGUGGGGGAGCGGGUUGGGUUGGAUGAAGGGGUCAUACGGUCAUACAAACAUUACAGAGUCCUAUGGGGAGAUGAGGUAAACUUUAUUGUCACCUUCAACCCCUCCUACCCCUGCUUCCCCCCUCACCCCUCCCUACGGCGAUAGAUAAUGACCGGUCUCCUAAGAGCUAAAAAAAGCCAUAAAAGUUAUACAUUUUCUUGUACUGCAUUGUAGGCGCAAAGGAUAUCGCAUUUGGAAAUUACGGUCCUGCAUGGAAGUUUCAUCGCAAACUCUUUAUGACGGCGGUGCGGAAGUAUAUCUCGGAUCAAGAGCUGGUUGAAGAAAGAAUCUCCGAGCAAGCAAAGAGGCUUCUGCAGUACUUUGAAGACCAGAAGGAAAAAGGCUUUGACCCAUCACAGAUUUUGAUGGAAAGCGUUGCAAACGUCAUCUGUCGAAUCACGUUUGGAAAGCUCUUUGAUUCAUCACAUCCAGAUUUUAAGGAACUCUUGGAGAUAAACAACAGAGCUUUUACAGACACUGAAUUGAAUAGUCAGGUAUUAAUGUUAGAUAACUUCCCCAUAGCCAAAUACCUCCCAUUCAAAGCCUACGAAACAGAAAAAAAAAUGACUGAUCGACUCUUUGAGAUUCUGCGAAAUCAGCUAAGGGUGCAGGAGAAAGCAUUUGAUCCCGAAGCGGAGAUCGAGAGCCUCACUAGUAGCCUUUUGAAGGAAAAACUUGUCGCCGAAAAUGAAGUUGGCACUGGGGAGAAAGCAGCCAUCUUGUCCGACGACUACAUAAUCAACACCAUGGAAGACAUGUUCAGCGCUGGUUAUGAGACCACCAGCACUACUCUUCGUUGGGCCAUUGCUUACUUAGUUCACAAUCCCGACUGUCAAACAGAGAUUCAGAACCAGUUGGAUGAGGAGGUAGGGAGGGAUCGUAUGCCAGGUCUGGAUGAUCGCCCAAACCUUCCGCUGGUUCAGGCCACAAUCAUGGAAACACUUCGCCUCGGAAAUGUCGCUGAAACAGCUCUUCCUCAUUACACUCUGAGGGAAACCACACUUGCUGGUUACCGUAUUCCAAAAGAUACUGUGGUUUUGCCCAAUCUGAUGGCCGUUCACAUGGAUCCAAGCUGCUGGGAGGAUCCGACCAAAUUCAACCCACACCGCCAUAUUGAUGCUGAUGGCCAAGUUAUUACCAACUCUGGAAACUUUCUGCCCUUUUCUGCUGGACGCCGCGUUUGUGCUGGCGAGGCACUUGCAAAGGUACUGUUAACCGUUUUAGUACAAAGGGGCAAUUAUCUUUAGGACGCAUUUAGUACGCAAAGGACAAAAAGACCUUCGACUGCGUCUAUAUAUCUCUCCUUCCUGUCGUUCAUGUCCGUCAGCCUUAUGACAAGGUUUCCAUCUCUUUUCAGCAUUCCAAGAAGGGCACAUGUUAUUCGUUUCAUUAAAUUGCGAUAGAGGAAAGUAAUAAGGAGUGGUCCGUAUGAAAAAACAUCACUCCUCGUUGCGAGUGAUAUGGUGGAUUCAUCUUAUAUGUAUCAAGCAGAAUGCAAAUAAUAAGUGAUUAUGUUUACUUUUCUGUUCUUCUAGGUCGAGUUGUUCUUUUUCCUGUCCUGGAUGUUGCACAAGUUUACCUUCUUGCCCCAAGAGAACGGUGUUCUUCCUGACCUUAAAGGAGUCGAUGGUUUUACCCGUUUUCCGGCGCCUUACAAUAUAAGGGUAGAAAAACGUCAAUAGAAGCCUAUAAUCUUAAGCAAACGGUGUUAUAAGCAGAAUUUGACUUGAGAGCUUGUAACAAAAUAGGUCCUGAUUUGUACAAAACUGUUUGUACUAAGUUUUCCUAACGUGUAUCAUUAUAGUAGUAGCAGAAGAUUAUAGUUUAAGGGAAAAGUAUACUCAAGAAACCAUAUUAUUCUUAUUUCUUUCGUGGAAAAGUAUCCGUAUGAAAUUAUGAAACUGCCCGCAAUUUGAAAUUUCAGAAAGUGUCAUGG